Messenger RNA from Corylus avellana, 856 nucleotides. It is a transcript of the gene GPX3, whose product is annotated as glutathione peroxidase 3. Gene Ontology annotation, molecular function: peroxidase activity. Lineage: Eukaryota; Viridiplantae; Streptophyta; Magnoliopsida; Fagales; Betulaceae. Gene Ontology annotation, biological process: response to oxidative stress. Gene Ontology annotation, cellular component: cytosol. The record is from RefSeq and is a predicted model, not a curated record.
AAUAAAAUUGUCAACUUUGCAUUAACAAACCUUUUGAUUUCAAUUGAUGCGUAUGGGUUGUCUGGAUUGUUGACUAGCAUGCGUUUGUUGGGAUUAACCAACUGGGUCGCUCUUAUCUUUCUUGGUAUUGCUUUCUUGUACUUCUACGGAAACCCAUCUUCUCAUCCUUCUUCGAGUAUGGCUGAAGAUUCAUCCAAAUCCAUAUACGAUUUUACGGUCAAGGAUAUCCGUGGAAAUGAUGUUAGUCUGAGUGAAUACAGUGGGAAGGUUCUCCUGGUUGUCAACGUUGCUUCAAAAUGUGGUUUAACACAAGCAAACUACAAGGAAUUGAAUGUUUUGUAUGAAAAGUACAAAAGCCAAGGGUUUGAGAUCUUGGCAUUUCCUUGCAACCAGUUUGCAGGACAAGAACCAGGAAACAAUGAAGAGAUUCAGGAAGUUGUGUGCACAAUGUUUAAAGCUGAAUUUCCAAUUUUCGAUAAGAUUGAGGUGAAUGGGAAGAAUGCAGCACCCAUUUACAAGUUCCUCAAAUCACAGAAAGGGGGAAUAUUUGGAGAUGGCAUAAAAUGGAACUUCACAAAGUUUCUAGUCAACAAAGAAGGAAAGGUUGUAGAGAGAUAUGCACCAACCACAUCACCUCUUAAAAUUGAGAAAGACAUCCAGAAUCUAUUGGAAUCAUCUUAAGUACCAAGGACAUGGAUAUAUCGACUCUGGGAAUUCCUUGGAGUACUUGCGUAGAAGACUGCAAUAUACUUGUGAUUUGUGAAGUUAAAUAAUGUGAUUAUAGAAUAUGCACUUGAUUAAUCAACUGAAAGUCUUUCUUAACUUAAUCUUCAUGGUGAUAUUUGUAUUUUUUUUA